AUGGGAAGAGGAGUUACUAUAAGCAAAGUAUCUUUCUUACAAGCCAGAGACAAACAUGUGCUCCAGCUAAAAGAGGAAAAUUCUGAAUUCCGAAAUAGAAUACAACAUUUGGAGACUGUGGUCCAUAAAUUAGUUGGAAAUCAUCAGAGAAUGCAGAAUGAGGAAUAUGAAGAUGAGCAGAAUGGGCCCGAAAUUGAUAAGACCAGUCCUAAGAGUAUGUGCCCUAAACCACAUGACAAGUGCAAGCUUUUAGAUUGGUGUGGAAUAGAUGAGGUUGUAGCUGAAGGACGUUGGUGUUCUAGUGACCCAAAGGAGCUUGUAAAUCAUGCUCGUCUUGGUCCUAAUGCAAUGGAAGUGUUGGUAGACAUUCCAAACAAACCAGAAGCUUUUCUUUGGAGGCCUACAACUAAUAUGUUCUGUAUGCAACAAGCUCAGGGGAAGACAAUAGCGUGGCCAGCUGAUAAGGUGGUGUUCCAAAUCAGUCAUCAAUCUGACAAUGAAGACAAUAUAUCCAUGCAAUCGAGUAAAAAUAUGAAUCAUAUAAAGUGCAAGAUCUUCAAUUGGACCGGAAAAGAUGAAAUUGUUGCUGAAGGUCGUUGGGUUUCCAAUGAUUCAAAAAUGCUUGUUAAUGGCGUUCCUCUCGGACCUAAUGCCAUGAUUGUUUGGGUUGAUGUCCCGACAAGUCCUGAAGCUUUUUUAUGGAGACCCACGCCUGACAUGACAUCUAUUGAAGAUGCUAUCGGCACUAAAGUAGCGUGGCCUGCUGACAAGGUUGUAUUGGAAAAUAUCUCAAUUAACAAUGUGGAAUCUACAAACAUAUCAUCUCCUUCGAGUGUGAACAACUCAAAGAAAAAGUGCAACUUGUUAGAUAUUGGUGGCUCGGGAAAGAUAGUUGCUGAAGGACAUUGGUCUUCAAGUGAUCCGAACCAGGUUGUUCACUUCGUUCCUUUAGGUCCUAAUGCUAUGCGUGUUUGGGUUGAUAUCCCUAGGAUCCCUAGUGCAUCUCUUUGGAGGCCGACAUCUAAGUUAGAAUGCAUUGAAGAUGCCGUUGGUACGACAAUAGCUUGGCCGUCAGACAAAGUUGUUAUGCUUUGA
Molecule: messenger RNA, 1095 nt
Organism: Asparagus officinalis (garden asparagus)
Lineage: Eukaryota; Viridiplantae; Streptophyta; Magnoliopsida; Asparagales; Asparagaceae
Exons: 5
Coding region: 1-1095 (364 amino acids)
Source: RefSeq, a predicted model, not a curated record